Molecule: messenger RNA, 1444 nt
Organism: Triticum dicoccoides
Lineage: Eukaryota; Viridiplantae; Streptophyta; Magnoliopsida; Poales; Poaceae
Product: cysteine-rich receptor-like protein kinase 6
Exons: 6
Coding region: 1-1296 (431 amino acids)
Biological process (GO): protein phosphorylation
Molecular function (GO): protein kinase activity; ATP binding
Source: RefSeq, a predicted model, not a curated record
AUGCUCCCCGGCGGCUACACCGUCCUGGCCAUGCUCAUCGCGGUCCACCUGCUAGCGCCGACUGAGUCGGCCUCAAUGGAGUGCGACGGCAACCCCCAAACGUCCAACAGCUCCUUUCCCUCGACCCUGAAGCUGCCUGCCGCGGGACUCCCCGGCAACGCCUCCACCUCCCCAAACGGCUUCGCCACCGCCACCGUCGGCACGGCGCCCGGCCUAGUCUACGGCAUGGCCCUCUGCACAUUCAAGAAAAUGGCGAGAGCCUUGAUCUUCGAUUUGACGGCACUGCAAGAGGCAACCCAGAACUUUUCAGAAGCGAAUAAGCUUGGAGAAGGCGGUUAUGGAAUUGUAUACAAGGGAAUACUGCCGGAUGGGCAAGAAAUAGCAGUGAAGAAGCUCUUGGGAGCAACUGAGCAUGGUUUGCAUCAGUUGCGCAAUGAGGUGCUUCUAUUGGCAGAGCUUCAGCACAAGAAUCUUGUCAGAUUACAGGGGUUUUGCUCGCAUCGGAAUGAUACGUUGCUUGUUUACGAAUAUAUCAAGAACGGGAGCCUCGACAACUUUCUAUUCGAUACUAGUGAGGUUAAUACUCUAAACUGGGAGCAACAGUACAACAUCAUUCUUGGAAUAGCCAAGGGAAUACUGUAUCUUCACGAGGACUCCAACCCAAGGAUAAUCCACAGGGACCUUAAAGCUAAUAAUAUCCUUCUUGACGAGGAGAUGGAUCCUAAAAUCGCAGACUUUGGAUUGGCACGGCUGCUACAAGAAGGUCACACUCAUACUCAAAACACUAGAGCUGCCGGAACACUUGGUUAUAUGGCGCCGGAGUACGCAAUACACGGAAGUGUGUCACCCAAGAUCGAUAUUUUCAGUCUUGGUGUACUAGUCCUUGAAAUUAUAACCAGGAGAAGGAACUGCGGUUCAGAUUAUGGGGAUACCGUGAACCUCAUUAGUGAUGUGUGGAAUUACUGGACAAAAGGAACAAUAUCAGAAAUGAUGGACGGAUCACUCAAUGGAUACCCUCGAAGCCAAGCGCUACGGUGCAUCCACAUCGGGCUACUGUGUGUCCAACCGGACCCUGAUGACAGGCCUCAAAUAUCAACCGUCAUUUUCAUGUUAACAAGGGACACCAUGGAGCUUCAGCCACCGACACAGCCUGCAUUCUUCUUUGGGACAGAAUCGCCAUCUCCAGCUUCUCCACGAUAUGGGCAAUGCCGGGAUGUGCAUGCCCGGUUUGAUUUAGUACCGGAAGAUGACGUAUCUUGGAAUGGGGUUACGAUUACUGAGCCAUAUCCUAGGUGAUAUACGAUCUGGAUUCUUGAAGCGGUCCUGUCAUGUUUUGUCAUAAUGGAGGCCAGUUGGCUGGAUUAGGUUUACGUCUUCGUCACGAUCGAGUCUUGUAAUCAUGGCCUCAAGCCGCACGAGAUGAAUGAUAGUACACUUAUUUUGU